AUGUAUGAUCAGAAUAAGUUUUGUUCCAGUUACUGGAGCAAACUGUGCUCCACACAAGAGUUCUUCCUGGUGACCCGCGCUCUGUCGCAGCUCGCCCUCAGACUGGAGGCGCUGCUGCCUGCUGUGGAGAGCCAGGUCCGCUCCCCUCUGCUGCGGGGCCUCCUCCUCCACACCCCCCAGCUGCUGUCCCCCGCCCACAGCGCUGUCAGAGUGCUCAACGAACAAGCUGCCAAAUCCGGGAACAAAACCGAGCUGUUCUCAGACUUGUCGUGCUUCCCGCUGCUGCAGGAGCGGAAAGCGCAGAUCCAGGCCGUGCUCGCCAACGUCCACGCUCACAUCCACGACGUACGCGGGCUGCUGAAAAACCCGAACCUGAGCUUUAAGACCGUGUCGGGGCUGGAGUUUCUAAUUGAAGUGAGGAAUUCUCAAGUUUCUUCAAUUCCUCAAGACUGGACAAUAGUCAGCAGCACCAAGACCGCGGUCCGAUACCACUCUCCGUUCCUCGUGGAGCAGUGUAAGAAGCUCCAGCAGCUCCGCGAGCAGCUGCAGAUGGACUGCCAGAGGGAAUGGAUCCAAUUCCUGGACGAGUUUGGGGAGCACUAUCACACGAUUAAAGGAGCUAUUAGUCGCCUAGCAACCAUGGACUGCCUCUUCUCAUUGGCCGAGGUGGCGAAGCAGGGGGACUAUUGCAGGCCUGUAGUGAGCAUCAGCGAGCAGCAGAUCAUGAUCCGUGAUGGGAGACAUCCCAUCAUCCACCUGCUGAUGGGGGAGCAGAGCCAAGCGACGGCCGGAGAGCCAUGA
This is a messenger RNA of Knipowitschia caucasica, 801 nucleotides long. The record is from the annotation of a GenBank genome assembly. Lineage: Eukaryota; Metazoa; Chordata; Actinopteri; Gobiiformes; Gobiidae.